This is a messenger RNA of Trichoderma asperellum CBS 433.97, 4255 nucleotides long. RefSeq lists its product as uncharacterized. The record is from RefSeq and is a predicted model, not a curated record. Gene Ontology annotation, cellular component: Ski complex. Lineage: Eukaryota; Fungi; Ascomycota; Sordariomycetes; Hypocreales; Hypocreaceae. Gene Ontology annotation, biological process: nuclear-transcribed mRNA catabolic process, 3'-5' exonucleolytic nonsense-mediated decay. Gene Ontology annotation, molecular function: ATP binding; RNA binding; RNA helicase activity.
CCACUACAAGUUGUUUGUAAACAAAACAAUUGCUUGCCAUUGCUUGUCUAGACCAAAACCUCACUCUUUCAGCUAGCUAACAGGCCAUGGCUGGCAUCGACGCUCUUCUCAUCGCUCAAGAUGCAGAAGACUUCGUUCCCAGCUCCAGCUCCAAGAAGCGGCGCCUUCAAGACCCCGAAGAGCUAAAGCGACGUCUGGAAGAUGAGCUGCUGAUGCCCUCCCCCCAGUUCUCUGACGAAUGGCUGGAUCGUCUUCAGCAGAGAUGGGACUUUGAGACGGACUAUACGUCUCUAUUCAAGAUUGCACCACCACAGACCCGAACCCUGACGAGGUUCUUGCGGCACGGGCUUGAAGGCCGCGUUACGGGAUACAAGAACGUGACGGUUCCCAUCAGUGGCGCCACUGCAAAGAACUCGACUAGUCUUCUCCGCAAACCGGCCAACAGGGCCGACUUUGUCAGAGGUGCUGCUGGAUUCUUUCCCUUUGCCCCUGGUGGACUGGAGGGCAUCGAGGCCACGGCAGCCUUGGAGGAUCAGAUUCACGCGGGACCUGCUGUUAUCGAUGAUGCUGCUGGUGGAAACAAGCUGGAGAGGGUGAUUCAGCUUGGCAGCGAGGGAGGAUUGCUGCAAACCGCACCUGGAAUGGCUCGGGGCAUCGAUUUCGGCAUCAAGAAGGUAGACAAGGAUGCGGACGCCGCUGAAGCAAUCAAGCAGGAGCUUGGAGAGGCCCCAGAAGAGGCUACAGUUGCCAACGCCGAGGACGAGGACUCAUCGCCGCCUAAUGGCGCAUCUGGAGACUCGCUAGAGGACGAAGAGGAAGAUGGAGAUGACAUCGACGACUUGCUGCCCGUGGAGUUUCCAUCUCUCGAGCCACAUGGAACUCUCGCAGCCUCUAGCGCCAAACGGGCUGGUCGAGAAUGGGCACACAUGGUCGAUAUCAAGCACGACAUGCCCAACUUUAGAGAGCUUGUCCCUGACAUGGCUCGAGAAUGGCCCUUUGAGCUGGACACGUUCCAAAAGGAAGCCGUGUAUCAUCUUGAAAACGGUGACUCGGUCUUUGUUGCGGCUCACACGUCUGCUGGCAAGACUGUCGUGGCCGAAUACGCCAUUGCCCUGGCGGCCAAGCACAUGACAAAGGCCAUCUAUACAUCGCCGAUCAAGGCCCUCAGCAACCAAAAGUUCCGCGACUUUAGGCAGGAAUUCGACGAGGUGGGCAUUCUGACGGGCGAUGUGCAGAUCAACCCCGAGGCCAGCUGCCUCAUCAUGACGACGGAGAUUCUGCGCAGCAUGCUGUAUCGCGGAGCAGACCUGAUCCGUGACGUCGAGUUUGUCAUCUUUGACGAGGUCCACUACGUAAACGACUAUGAACGUGGAGUUGUGUGGGAAGAAGUCAUCAUCAUGCUGCCAGAGCACAUUUCGCUCAUCUUGCUGUCGGCUACUGUUCCCAACACGCACGAGUUUGCCUCUUGGGUUGGUAGAACCAAGCAGAGGGACAUCUAUGUCAUUUCUACAGCCAAGAGGCCGGUGCCUCUGGAACACUAUCUCUGGGCCGGCAAGGAUAUUCACAAGAUUGUGGAUUCGGACAAGAAAUUCCUCGAGACUGGCUGGAAAGACGCAAACAGGGCUACGCAGAGUAAAGAUAAGCCACCGGCGGCUGGCAAUACGCUCGCCAUUAGAGGAGGCUCUCAAGGCAACCAGAGAGGCGGAAGAGGUGGCAGCAACCAGAGAGGCGGCCCGCAACAACGAGGAGGCCGAGGCGGCGGUGGUGGUGGUGGUGGCCAGCAGAGAGGACGAGGAGGACCACCGCGAGCCAGCCACAACCCUGGACAUAUGGGACGGGCCGGAAAUCCUGGUGGACGGUCGACUGCUGCCCAGGACAAGAACUUGUGGGUUCACUUGGUUCAGUUCCUAAAGAAACAGACCCUCCUGCCGGCGUGUAUCUUUGUCUUUUCCAAGAAACGAUGUGAGGAAAAUGCCGAUGCUCUAAGCAACCAAGAUUUCUGCACGGCUACUGAAAAGAGCGCCAUCCACAUGGUGAUUGAAAAGUCAAUCGCCCGUCUAAAGCCCGAGGAUCGAGUCCUUCCCCAAAUCAUCAGGCUGCGUGAGCUUCUUAGCAGGGGCAUCGCGGUGCAUCACGGUGGUCUGCUUCCCAUUGUGAAGGAGCUGGUGGAGAUUCUAUUCGCCAGGACCCUCGUCAAGGUCUUGUUUGCUACUGAGACUUUUGCCAUGGGACUCAACUUGCCCACCAGAACCGUCGUGUUUUCCGGAUACCGCAAGCAUGACGGCCAUUCGUUCCGCAAUCUUCUGCCUGGUGAAUACACGCAGAUGGCUGGUCGAGCUGGUCGUCGAGGUCUGGACAAGGUCGGCUCGGUCAUUAUUGUGCCACCAGGCGGAGACGAUGCUCCUCCGGUUGCUGAGCUGCGCAACAUGAUUCUGGGAGAGCCUUCCAAGCUCAGAUCUCAGUUUAGGCUGACGUACAACAUGAUUCUCAACUUGCUGAGAGUAGAGGCGCUGAAGAUUGAGGAGAUGAUCAAGAGAAGCUUUUCGGAGCAUGCGACUCAACAGCUGCUGCCGGAGCACGAGAAAGACGUCAAGCUGGCUCAGGCCGAUCUUGCCAAAGUCAAGAGAGAGGCUUGCACCAUUUGCGAUGGCGUGGUGGACGAGUGCCACCAGGCUGCCCAGGACUACAAGAGGCUGACGACGGAGCUAUACAAAAACCUGCUAAGGAUUUCAAUCGGACGAAGGAUGUUCACGCCACAGAGGCUCAUCAUCUUCAACUGGGAGGGAAUCCGCACCGCUGGCAUACUUCUGGCUGAGGGCAUGAGUCCUAAGGGCACUUUCGAUGACCCCAUCCUGCACGUCUGCGCCAUCAAGCCCCUGAGGGAGCGCCGCGACGCAACAGACCAGCUCCCCUUUAUCCCAGCCUUCCGCAAGUACCUCACAAGACUGCCCCAGGGCAAGAAGCGACUGGCAACUAAGAACAUGUUUGUCCCCCUGAGCGACGUCGAGUGCCUCACGCGGUGGGUGCUGAAGGGCGUGGUGCCCGAGAUAUUCAAGGGCGGCAGCGGCGCCGAGGACGCGCGGGACAAGAUUCAGGAGAUUUGCGCGAAUUGGGACGACCGGUGGGACGAGAUGGACAUGGGCAAGGUGAAGAGCUUGCAGCUGCAGGAGAUGAUGGAGAAGAGGGUGCAGUUGUCCAAGACGAUGGCGAAUUCUGCAGCGGUGAAGUGCCCGUCGUUUUUAAAGCAUUUUGCCAUGUGUCAUGACGAGUGGCUCAUCAAGGAGCACAUUGCCCAACUAAAGCAGUCUCUGUCUGACCAGAACCUCCAACUGCUCCCCGACUACGAGCAGCGUGUCCAAGCCCUCAAAGAGCUCGACUUUAUCGACGAUGCAACCCGCAUCCAGCUAAAGGGCAAAGUUGCCUGUGAAGUCCAUUCCGGGGACGAGCUCGUCCUCACCGAGCUCAUCCUCGACAACGUCCUGGCCGACUUUGAGCCCGCCGAAAUCGCCGCCCUCUUGUCUUCGUUCGUCUUCCAAGAAAAGACCGACAUCGAGCCCACCCUGACAGGCAACCUCGAGCGCGGCCGCGACACCAUCAUUGCUAUAUCCGAAAAGGUCAACGACGUGCAGACGCGCCUGCAGGUGAUCCAGUCGAGCGAGGACUCCAACGACUUCACGUCUCGCCCUCGCUUUGGCCUGAUGGAAGUCGUGUACGAGUGGGCGCGGGGCAUGAGCUUCAAGAACAUCACGGCGCUGACGGACGUGCUGGAGGGCACGAUUGUGCGGACGAUUACGAGGCUGGACGAGACGUGCCGGGAGGUGAAGAAUGCGGCGAGGAUCAUUGGCGAUCCGGAGCUGUAUCAGAAGAUGCAGACGGCGCAGGAGAUGAUUAAGAGGGAUAUCACGGCGGUGGCGAGUUUAUACAUGUGAAGUGGAUGAGAUGGAGGGAUGGUUGGAUGGAUGGGAAUUACCAUGUUCUUUUGCUUUGUGAGCUGGGGUUGAAGAUGACGAUAAAUGCUUGGUAUUGGGUUUUUAUUUUGAUGAUGAUGAUGAGAAACAAAGAUUUCUAGAUGGCUGCUUGGUAUGUAUUUGUAUAGCCGAAGAUGGAAAAAUAGACACUCCUCCAGAAGGGAAGAUGUGAAGCUAAUAUGUGCCCAUGGGCGUAUAAUUUCACGAUUUCUAUCAAGUCCCCAUGAGGCUUUUAUAUAAACAUCACUUAUAAUCUCCAUCUCAGUAUCUGAAAAAGAAAAGAUGAA